AUGUACUGAUGCACUACAUAAUCACUAAUCAGGGUGCAAAGUAGGGCUGGGAAUCCAGACCAAACCGUAUGGGGAACCGCGGUCUAGACCGUAUCGUAUGGUUUGGUCUGGACCGUGAGACCAGAUCUAUGGUCUGGUCUGGUUUGCAGUCUCCUCCUUUAGUGCGUGGUUUGAAGUGGUCUGGACCGUGGUCUACCACAGUAAACCGUAACAGACCGCGACACACUACCUACUACCUUGGACAAAAAUAACACUUAAAUUGAACCUCCAUAUGUGUAUUUGAAGAACAAAGUUAGUUGAUUCUUCAUCUAGUUGACAGCCAACAAAUUGCAAAAUGAUCGCUUAUAUGUUAUCUCCUUAUCAAAGUACCACACAAAAAUUAGAAAGAAUCAUAAAUAAUAUUCAUAGAUAAUGUCUAGACUAUGGAGUCGAUAAAAAUUAAACACUACAAAAAAAAUUUCGUUCACCUUGAUGAGAUAAGGAAAAUUAUUGAGAGAUAUGCGACCAUCUUAGUGGUUCGAAAUUACCUCGACGUCAUCAAAAAAGUUAUCAACUGGGAGAACCUUCUGAUCACUCGAAAGAGGAGAGAAGCGGUAGCACAAAGAGGAAUAAGAAAAUAAGGUUAUUUGAAAAUUGAAAAAACCCACUUGUAUCCUCAUAUUUCUUCUCAUUUAAUACUAUCACAAUUUUUUUGUUUCACUAUCAUAUUGGUCACUAGAUUUUUUUUAUAGAUACCGGCGAAGGGUUGGAGGGCGAACAAGAGUUAAUUUUUUUUAACAUGGUCUGUCUGGUCCAGACCAUAUCGGACCGCACCGCACAUAUGUGGUCUGGUCUGGACCGUAUAGUAUAUGGUCUGGUCCAUAGUCUCCAACCUCUCGGUCUGGACCACAGACCGUAUCUAUGGUUUGGUCUAGACCGGAUGGCACCGUUUUCCACCCCUAGUGCAAAGAAUAUGCAGCAUAUGCGUUACACUGACCAGCGUGUCUUAUCUUUUAUUAUUAUUAUAUAUAUAUAUAUAUUAUUAAUUUAUUAUAUAAUAAUUAUUCUUAUUGCGAAUCGGCAAUGCGGCUACGUAGCACCCUGCCAAUGGCCACCGCCCAUUCUUAAAUAGAGCUGUGAGAACGUUAGCGAGAGAUUGCAAAGAAACAAACGAGACCCAUUCUAGAGAGAUCGACGACGACGACGACGGUUUAGAUAAACAAAUUUUCGCAGCGAUAUGGCUACUCUCACUGUUCCUCACCAGGCUCCCGACGCCGCUGAAGACGCCGAGCAGCUCCGCAAGGCAUUCUCAGGAUGGGGGACGAACGAGGCGCUGAUCAUCUCGAUCCUGCCGCACCGGAACGCAGCCCAGCGGAAGCUGAUCAGAGAAGUCUACAGCUCCACCUACGGCGAGGAUCUGCUCAAGGAUCUCGACGACGAGCUCUCCAGCGACUUCCAGCGCGCCGUCCUCCUCUGGACCCUCACCCCGGGGGAGCGCGACGCCGUUCUGGCCCACGAGGCCACCAAGAAGUGGACCUCCAGCAACCAGGUCAUCAUGGAGCUCGCCUGCACCAGAUCCUCCGCCCAGCUCCUCGACGCCAAGGCCGCCUACCACGACCGAUUCAAGAAGUCGAUCGAGGAGGACGUCGCCCACCGCACCACCGGCGACUUCCGCAAGCUCCUCUUCUCCCUCAUCGCCUGCCACCGCUACGACGGCGGCGACGCGGUCAACAUGACCCUCGCCAAGCAGGAGGCCAAGAUCCUCCACGAGAAGUUCGAGGGCAAGCAGUUCGCCGACGACGAGGUGGUGCGGAUCCUCUCCACAAGGAGCAAAUCGCAGGUCAACGCCGCGCUGAACGAGUACAAGGCGCAAUUCGGCCACGAGAUCGGGAAGGCGCUCGAAUCGGACGACGGCGGCGAGGAUAAGUUCCUCUGGCUGCUGAGAUCGACGAUCAAGUGCCUGACUCGCCCCGAGGAGUACUUCGUCGAGGUGAUCCACGGCGCGAUCGCGAAGACGGGGACGGACGAAGGCGCGCUGACUAGGGUUGUGGCGACCAGGGCGGAGGUGGAUCUGAAGGUCAUCAAGGAAGAGUACCAGCGGAGGCACAGCGUCCCUCUGGCGAAAGCCAUUGCCAAGGAUACCGGCGGCGACUACGAGAACAUGCUCCUCGCUCUUCUUGGCGAGCAGGAUGAGUAGAAAGGGGGAAAACACCAUGGCCUCUGUGUGUGUUGUUCUAUCUAUUUCUGUUUGGUUUCCUGCUGCGUUUGUGUUUGUUGAUUCCCUGCUGCUGUUGUGAGUUCUUGGUUCAGCCAUGGCUGCUGCUGCUAUAGAUCUUGAAAUAAGAAUGAACCAUUUUCUGUUGUUUACUCUCUGUUUUUGAAGAUGAAAGACGGCAAAAGCUGGUGCUAAAUUAAUACCAAAACAAAUACAUUGGCUGAUGAGAGUUUUAGAUGAACAACAACAGAACAACAAAACCAGAACAGUACACCAAUCCAUGGCGUCACAGCACAAAAUGGAACCCUAAAUCAAAACUUUGGCUUACACUAGAGAGGCCAGCCAUUUCUGGAACUUCCAGGAUGGGGAUGUAAGCUAACUUCGCGGCCACCAGCAGCCGCGACUUCGUACAGACAUUGAUUCUACACCAGGCAGUAGUAAUAUAGCAGUAGCUUAACG
Molecule: messenger RNA, 2653 nt
Organism: Linum trigynum
Lineage: Eukaryota; Viridiplantae; Streptophyta; Magnoliopsida; Malpighiales; Linaceae
Source: the annotation of a GenBank genome assembly